Messenger RNA from Dermacentor andersoni, 1719 nucleotides. RefSeq names its product solute carrier family 2, facilitated glucose transporter member 8-like. Gene Ontology annotation, cellular component: membrane. Gene Ontology annotation, biological process: transmembrane transport. The record is from RefSeq and is a predicted model, not a curated record. Gene Ontology annotation, molecular function: transmembrane transporter activity. Lineage: Eukaryota; Metazoa; Arthropoda; Arachnida; Ixodida; Ixodidae.
CAAGAAGAGUAUGUCGAUUGGCGUAGCAUUUUCAAGCAUAAGAUAGCGCCAACAGACAAAACAACAAAAACUACGACGACGACGACGACAGCAACAACAACAACAACAACAAGAACGACAAAAAGAGAGUACACGAAGCAAUUUGAGCGACAACUUGGAACUAAAGGUGGCUGGUGGCUUUAGCUGCUUGCAAGGUAUAUAGCGAUCAUGUUCUUUCGUCCAGUUAUUUGUCUUCUGUGUCGGUGCUGUUUACUCUUGACAAUGAGACAAAUGACGCCCUGAUUUCUAAAAGCUAUCAUCGUUCUUUGGUGUUCCUUGUCCCUUGUUCGUCUAAUUGAUAGAUACCACCGCGUUCUCCUUUCAAGAAUCGAUUCCUGCGCGCAGGCAUCUGUCGGCGUGCCUGCUUCUCCAGCUGUUGCAAGGCGCCACGAGCGCACAGCUCUUCUUCUUACGAGGCAUCCAGGCCAUGGAAGGCCAGGUGAAAGACAUGCCAGCAGUGCUUGCCGCUGUCAUCAUGACGGCCAUGCACGUGUCCUUCGCAGUGCUGUUCACCUCUCUGACGCGCCCGACGGGUCGGCGUCAGCUGCUGUGCGUAUCGGCUCUGCUCGAGGUCUUUUGCUUCGCCGCCUUUCCACCUUUCGAACAUCUCGCCUUCGGUCAGUGGUCGACGGCGGAGCCUCCGGGUGAGACCAACUGGAGCUCCGUCUACUCGGUCAACAUUCUCGUGCUGAGCUAUUCGGUGGGCCUCUGCCACCUGCCGCCGCUGCUAACGGCCGAACUCUGUUCGGGACCAUCCUGGCUGCGAUACCUGGGCGCGUCAUCAGUCUGGGCCACUCGGUGGCUUCUCGCCUUCCUCCUGGUUCGUUUCAACGACCAGUUCCAGACGCUGAUGCGCCUGCGGAACGCGCACAUCUAUGCCGCCCUGGUGUUGGCCUUGCUCACCCUUGCUUUGCUAUUCCUGCUGCCUGAGACUGAGGGUCGGACGCUGGUGGCCAUCGAGCGGGAAGAAUGAGCCGCGCGAGCAGGGUCCUGUUUGGUGUUGUUUGGACGCCAUUAACGCCGAAGAGAGCUUCGCACAUUAGUAUUGGUUGCCAAUUAUCGUAGAAUCAACUUGUGACUGUUACUGCUUAUUUUUUUUUUGGAUUUUUACGUAUACAAUCUAUGCAAGUGCAUGCGAAAAUGUGCUUUCUUGCAGUCAGUACCUGAUGUACUUUUUUCCACGUGACCUACGUAAAAGGCCUUGCUGCGGGAUUUACGAAACAUUUCGAAGAGAACCAGGUAGACUACGCCGGUCAGGUGGCUAACACAUGUCUCGAAGCAAUAUGUAUACCUCGCGUGAUGGACUGUGACACAUUAUUACGCAGUGAGUCGUCUCGAAACUUAAGAGACGCGAGGCACCGCGAUGUGGAAUUGAUAGGACGCUGUACAGUGUAAUCGCCACCAUAUGCGACAUCAUGGAAAUGCUAGUGUUUGAAAAUUUUAUAACAGUUUUGUUAAUCAGUUGCCGAGUAACUACGCCAUCAAAGCAACCCUGUCGUCUAUGUUGUGCAUCUGUUUACGCAUUGCGGGCACGGUGUGUACUCUGCUGAACAAGCUGUCAGUAGGACUCGAUUGUAGAAACAAAUAAGGCGAAUUUUUGUUGAGAGCCAUCGCCCUCACAACUAAAAAAAAAAGAAAAAAAAAUGAAACCGUAUUCGCGCUCUAUUGGAAGGAGCAGAA